UUUCAGCGAAUUUAUACACCAUUUAUAAAAACGCUUUAUAUAUUUAUGGAAAAUAUUCAGUAUUUAAGCAUAUUAGUCAUUUUUCAUAUUUUCUUCUACAAUAAUGUUGAAUGUUAUUGCAACUUUAACAGUUGUGAUGAUUCACAUAUUUCGCUAUGUAAAUUUGAGACUAAUGAUCCAGUAAACCGUUGCAUCGAUUAUGAAAAAACCGUUAUAACAAGCAAAGAUAAACAAGAUAUUCUGGACAAAAUAAAUAGUAGACGGGAUAAAGUGGCAUCGGGCGAUAUACGUUCUUUACCUUCUGCUGAAAACAUGAUGAAAAUGGUAUGGAGUGAUAGUUUACAAAAUUCUGCGCAAAAAUGGGCAGACCGUUGUUUGCCAUUUAAAGAGUUGGACUAUAAAUACUGUGGAGAUUCGGAUGGCGUUAAAAUCGGUCAAAAUAUUGCCACAGUGGUCGGCGACUCGCCCGGUCUGACUCCAGCGAUAUUAGUGGACGUGUGGUAUAUGGAACUUUUGAACAUGAAUUCUUCAUUAAUAUCACGAUAUCGGCAAUCUAAUCAAACCCGUCAGCAUCAUUACGACUACUUCACACAACUAGCUUGGGCAGAAUCCUAUCAAGUAGGAUGCGGUGGAGUUAAAUUUAAGGAUUUAACCAAUGACAGAAGGAACAGAACUAUCAACAGAUUGGUUUGUAAUUUCUCGCCAACUGGUAAUCAAAUUGGGCAAUCGGUUUAUCACGAAGGUUAUCCUUGUUCUCAUUGUCCUUUUGGCGGUUCCUGCGACAUGAAAUAUAGGUUUUUGUGCAAUGCUGAAUUUCAAGAAAAUACCAAUGGAAAUAUAAACAACAGUGAUAAAGAAGUUUUUAGUAGCAAUUAUAAUAAUGUUACAAUUAAUACAAGAGGAAAUAUAACUAACAAUGAACAGCCAAUAAUUACAGACAAAUAUUCUAACGCUGUUCUUGAAACUUUUGGGUCAGAACAAGGUGAAGAAAACGUAACAGGAUUUGAUUAUUUUGCUCACAUGUUACGCUUUACUAGUUCUACUGAAAAAGCGACAAGUCAUUUAAAAACAUGCAAAGAUGUGAUACCAGUUGAUGAUUUUAUUGAAAUAUUUAAGAAGCGUUUGAUAAAAGAUCAAAUGUUGAAACAAUAUUUAUUGGCAUCAAAAGUAUUGGAAGGGAAGGAAAAUCUUGAAAAUGGCUACAAAGAUGCCACUGUAGCUGAUAUUAUAAAUCAUAUUCAUAGCACUAAAACAACAUCAACGACACCUAAACCUACUGAACCGGAUUAUUUUAACUCGACUUUACUUGCAAAUUUAGUCGAGGCAGUGAUUUUUAGAAAUAACGAUAACUCAUCCACAAUAGAUGCUGUAGAAGAUACUACUAAUUCACUGUCAGAUGUUAGUGCUAUAAAAAUUAAAGCUGAAUAUGGAGAAGUUUUGACCAAUUUACAUUCAACUGGACAUUAUUUCUUUCCUGAAGACGACAAUGAGCAGAAUACCAAUGAAACAACAGAAUCGUAUUACGAUAAUACUAGUCCAGCUGUUUCUGAUAUUGUAUUGGAAAUACAGGAAUUAAAACGAGGUCAAGGAACUAAAGACUUUUUGGAUGAAAUUAUUGAUUCCGAUUUCGAUACAGAUAAUGUAACUAAUUCUGAUUUUCCGUCAUCUACAAUAUUAAAUUCCGAUGAAAAUGAAAGUGAGAAGAUUUUAUCAGAAAAUUUCAAAAUUACUCUAACAAAGCUACCUUGGAAGAGACGUAAACGAUCACCACUAAAGGGACAAAUAGAUAUGAAGUUUACAAUAAGUGACAAAAAACGGAAAAGAAAAAGUCACAAAGCACAAAAUAGUGAUGAAGUUGUUCAUGUAAUUAAUUACGAGGAAUUUUUAAGAAAACUUGCAUCAGAUUUAGGUGCCCUAAAACUAAAUGAGCGAUUUCAUUGUACCGGAGCAAUUUCUAAUUCGGCCAAAAAUAACUCAUUUUUUGUCACAUGGUAUUUUAUUGUUUUAAAUUUAAUUUUAUGAGAAGAUAAUAAAUAAUAAAAGCCCAAU
Messenger RNA from Papilio xuthus (Asian swallowtail), 2049 nucleotides. Its product is annotated as neuropeptide Y receptor-like. NCBI's taxonomy places the organism in Eukaryota, Metazoa, Arthropoda, Insecta, Lepidoptera, Papilionidae. Gene Ontology annotation, molecular function: neuropeptide Y receptor activity. The record is from RefSeq and is a predicted model, not a curated record. The coding region runs from base 46 to 2022 and encodes 658 amino acids. The transcript has 9 exons. Gene Ontology annotation, biological process: neuropeptide signaling pathway. Gene Ontology annotation, cellular component: plasma membrane.